Chara braunii is the source of this 6310-nucleotide messenger RNA. The record is from the annotation of a GenBank genome assembly. Lineage: Eukaryota; Viridiplantae; Streptophyta; Charophyceae; Charales; Characeae.
CGCAUCCCAACUGUGUUGUUUGUACUUUCCCAAACACACACACACACACGGAGAGAGAGAGAGAGAGAGAGAGAGAGAGAGAGAGAGAGAGAAUGCGAUGACGCGGAGUGAAAGCGUGGAGGAUUCGAAGGAGGAGGGAAGGUUAGGACGAACGGAGUACAUCUACUACAGCAGUCUGCAAAGGCCGACGGAAGAUUCGUAUUCGAGGGGGCUGAAGCGCAAGGCCAGCUGGCCAUCUCCCAUAACUCAGGAGUCUGCAUUGUCUGUCCGACCGCUAUGGUUGAUGGUUUCCAAGUCGGAGCGGUACUUGCUUUUGGAGGACAACGACACAGGAGACGUCCUUCUUCCGUUGAUUUACAUGAAGAGUGUUUUCGAAGCUAAUUACAGCCGAAAGCUUUCCAGCUUGAAGAACAGGCUUGUCACCUUGCCAGAGAACUGCAACUACUGCAACUCCGAAGAUCGUCAAGGAUUUCUCUACUGGCAAUGGGCUUUUGAAAGCCCUCAUGAAGUGAAAGUACUGGUUCGCAAAAUGCUGGGCGAAGAGAAUACUCCUCAAGGUCACCUGCGCCUUGUCUUGUUGCCCAUCGUGUUCAAUGCCAUGUCACAAAAAGCCAAGCUGCGCCAGACACCAUUGUUCCAUGAGAUGUAUAAAGCUGUGCGAUCCUCAUCCUACUGGCCGCUGCUGAAGCAACCGCCGCCUGAUGAGUACCCUGGCUACAGCGGCAACAAAGGGUUGGUGUCUCAGCAACUGACAUCUUGCGGAGGGGAUGCCCGCCUUUCGGGUUGUUCCAAUGGGCCCAAUGGGGCCAUGAGCUUGUCGUCCGCUGGGGGGGGACCACUGAGCAAAGCAGGCGGAGUGGGGUCUGAGGGACUGACAGGUGGCAUGGCAGCAGCGGGGCUUGUGCCCAGAGGGCCCCGAUUUGAUGGGAAUGGUACUGGGGGGCUAGCAAAUGGGACCCCUGGAGGGAGGCCUAUGGAUGGGCCCGCCUUCAACAGCCUCCUCUGCUCUCCCACCAGUCCUUCCGGGUCCGAUGACAACGUUCCAGAUAUUGACAAUAUGCCUCACCGACAUGGCACCCCACCCCUCCCCUACUCUGCCUACUCUUUCACUGGUCUACAAGCAGCAGGAGGAGGAGGAGGAGCAGGAGGAGGGGAGAACACCUCCCUCUCUCCCUCGUCCUAUCUCUCCCCGAAGACUCUGCAAGCUGGCAACGGCUUCGCCUGCAGCAGACUUCAUGGUGAUGUCAACAGGAAAGCCAAUGGAGCAUCUACGGUGGGAGCAGGGGGAGGAGUCAUGGGACUGGCCAAUGGUACUAGUGCCGGCGGUAGUUACAACACGGCGGGUGCUGCGACCGGUAGUCUGCACCGCGAGAUUCGAAGAGCAUCGUCUGGGGCAGACUUGAUGGGUAAUGGAUGUAGGAACGGGAAAGACGGAGCGGACUUGCGCCUGCCGUUGGCAGGGGUACGUGGGGGAGGGGGAGGGGGAGGAGGGGUCAGCGAUACGCUGGAGUUGGGGAUGAACUCUGAGCACAGCGAAUCGAAUGGGGUAAACAGUGAGUCAAGGGGGGAUUCGGAAUCAACUGGGAAGAGGGAGAGAGAGAGCGAGGCCACGUGCUGGUCCCCAUGUCAUCCACCGUUGUUCACCGGCCCUCGAGACAUUCAAAGGACAAUCAACAAGUACUGUCUGACCUACGAGGCUGCAGAAGAGACCGACAUCAGUGCAAGGCGAAACCGUGGAAUCUCAUUUGUGGGAAGGCCGAGUGCUGAGGAGGUGGAAGACGCAGUGGAGCUUCUGCGGCAGCAGGGAGAAGAGCUGAAUUCGGAGGUAAAGCGGCUCAGGGUAGAGUGUGAAAGCCACAUGACGCUGAUUUAUUCGGAGCUCUACAAUCUGAAGCGAUGGCUAGUAGAAGUUUUCACCAGCUUGGUUCCGAAUUCCAGCAUGAACUUGGACACCUUAGCUUCAGCAAGCCUGUUUCCGCCAACGAGCUCUGUUACUCAGCGAGAAGAUGACACCUCUGGAGGCAGAGGAACAAUGGGGGGAGGAGGAGGAGGUGGAGGAGGUGGGGUUGGUGUAAGCGGAGGGGGGGGAGGACCAGGUGCCGUGGGGUCCAGCUUGCGGUCACCCAGCCCGUGCACUGUGAGAGGUGGUAAUGAUGUCUCCCCGGCCCUUCCCCUUGCAUCUCCUAUUCCUAGUGGCAUCGCCGUAUCUAGCUGCUUAUCCAGACUCUCGCAGGAUGCAACAACAGCAGGUCGAGCAGCGGGCCCUAGCUCACCCAUAGGAAUGGGAGGGGGAGGGGGAGGAGGUGGGGGCCAAUCCAGCCCCUCCUGUUACAGAGGGAGUCCAAUUGGAGCCCUAGCGUUGACAAGCAAUCCUAGCGGAAGAGGGGGAGGAGGUGGAGGGAGGGGUGGUAGUGGAGGUGGCAGUGGAGGGAGUGGUGGGGGUGGCUCAGGAAGCACCCAGCAUGGCGGCAGCGGUGGAAGUGCUAGAGGGGGGGGUUCUACCAUUCUCACAACUGUGCAUUCCAGUCAAUCGGUCACUUCUCCAAGUGGAAUGGUGGAUGACCAUGGAGGCGCAGAGGUCAAGCGGGCAACCCUGGCCCUAGAUCCCUCGGCUGGACCUGGUUCUUUCUGGGGCGGACAUGGACUUAGUGCAUCGACAUCAGCCCCUCCAACCUCUCCCUGUUCCCUUUUCGGAACCAUCAACGAUGGACAACACUGUAGCAGCAGUCACUGGCACGUCGGAUGCCUCACAGGCGGUGCAGGCGCUGAUGAGAACGUGAUUCAAACGCAGCAAUUUCUACCCCAGGGUCCAUUGCAAUCUCCCACUCAGGCAGACCGAGAGGAGAUAGAUCGAUGGGUAGAGCGGUGUAUGGACGUCGUACAAGAGCAGCAGGAGGAGGAAGAGGAGGAAGAGGAGGAAGAGGAGGAAGAGGAGGAAGAGGAGGAAGAGGAGGAAGAGGAGAGGGAAGUUGAGGAGAAAAAAGAGGAGGAUGAGAAGAAGGAAGAGGAAGAGGAAGAGGAGGAGUGCCGAAGCCGGCGAGGAAGCCGUGAUGAUGAUGAUGAUGAUGAUGAUGAUGAUGGUGAUAGUGAUAUGAUGGUUGUCGACACGUUUCCUGCCUUUUCGUACUUGCCACUUGGUCAGAUCAUGACGAUGGCCCUGUUCCUUCCUUUGGGUUUUGCAGCAUGUACGAUGUUGACAAUGUCUUUCCAGAGUGCAGGACCUGGUAGCUUUUCACCUUUUUCUAGCUAUAAUUAUGAUGAUGAGAAGAGGUCCACGGCUUCAAGCUCUCUUCCACCGGCCUUGCUUUGCAUUACCGCUGCGCUCAGCCGCAACGAACAGCGGAAGAGUCAGUGACAUCCACGCAAGAGUUAGAUGAUAGGCUCGGCACUGUCGCCACGACUCGCCAGUGACGGAGGUCAGGAGAGGAUGGACAGAUGUUGUAACUUGUAUUAAGUAAACAGGAGGAAAACGUAAUAAGCAGAGGAUGGGAAUUGAGAUGGCGAGAGAACUGAAGGAGGCUCAGGAGGAGAGAGAGAGACUGUGGGUAAAGAAGGAAAACUUAAGGAGAUUACAUGCCCUUCACCAAAUGGCUCUCAACGGGACAGACUACUUCAGUAGUAUCAGUACCAAACAGCGCCAUAGAUGAUACUAUGUGCAGAGUUCCACUACUGAGCAGUACAAGUGAAGCAGCAUCUUGUGACUGGAGCCGAGGGGCUGAGGGACUGAGGGACCGAGGGACCGAGGGACUGGGGGACCGAGGGUCGGGGACUUUGAGUCAGGCAAUGGUUUCUCAGGAUCAGCACUCAAAUUUUGGAGAAUGGCGGUGAACAACAAUAGUUGAAGUAGAGUGAGAGGAGGGUUGAGAGGGAGGGAAGGAAUGGGAGAAGAGGAGUAGAGAAAGGAUAGACCGGACUAAGGAACAAGGUGGGUUCUGGGAUUGAUGUGCGAGUCUCUCAGGAUCAAACACUCAGCUGCAUGGAGUAUGAUUGGAAGAGGAAGGGUGAAUGGGAAGUGAGCGAGGGGAGAAGGGGAGCAAUGAGCAGGGAGGAGAGGAGGCAGAGGAGGGAGAGGAUCAGAGAGGAGGGAGGGAAGGCAGGGAUGGGAAUGUCUAAUUAUGGUGGAUUGAACUGUGAGGGUAAAGCUUGAUCGGGUUAUGGGUGGAAGACAAGGAAAGAUAGAUUUAUGAUGGUCAACCAGUGAAAUUCAAGUUGAUGCUUAUUACUCAUGUACGUACUACUGAGUUUCCCAGGUUGAGGCAAGCCGGCAGAAGACUUUAGUGGCAGCCUGUUGUGACUCCGAGUCUGCUGGCGUACUAGCAGAUCAGACUGAAUGCCAGGCCACCAGUGAUCUCGACGACACAGAAGACAGACGGGCUGAGUCGGAUGGCACACACACAGCGAAGCAGCACAUGCAAGACAAGGUGUUUACUAUUUAGUAUGUGCAGUUAAGUGGAACAAGACGAGACGACUAAGAUGGCUUGGUUGGGUCACAUUUCGUCAAGAAUUGGGAAAGGCAAAAUAUCGAAUGCCGUUUGUUCAGCCCGGGUGGCAUUGUUCAUGGCGGCAUACCAAUCAGAAUGUUGAUUCCGUGAGAGAGAGAGAGAGAGAGAGAGAGAGAGAGAGAGAGAGAGAGAGAGAGAGAGAGAGAGUUCCUGCUUCUGAUAUAUCAGACUGAGUCUGCAAAGCAGUUGAGAAGCAUGCUGUCUAUCAGCAUAUUAAUAAUAUGAUAUUAUCCAAUAAUUGAAUAAUCACAAAUAAGGUUGAGACAAGUGGAGAGUCUUGACCCGAGUUUGAAGAGUAAAUAAAAAAAUAAAAAAAAUAAAAAAUAACACACUACAGUAACUGGGAUGUGUUUUGUGGAGUCCACACAAGGCAUUAAGUAUAUAAUAGUACAAUCCCUUAAGUUAGCCUUGUGAGUCUCUGUCCACUGUCCAGGGUUUGCAGGCAGGCAUUUUCUCAGCCUUUGCCUUUGAAUCCUUGAUCUUAAGUCUGAGCUGUAGCCUACUAGCCGGUAGGGUUCGACGUCGUUUUAUUAAACAGCAAAGCACGUCAUCGGGCUGCAGGCAGGUGUGGCGACAUUGCUGUGCUCCUGAUUCAUGGGAAUGCCCGGAUUCACCGCAAGGAUUACAUUUCUUAAAUAUACGGCGAACAAACAAUUUUGUACUUUCUGUCCAUGUACUGCAUUUCAUUCACUUGUCUCUGGUUUGGAGAGAGAGAGAGAGAGAGAGAGAGAGGGAGAGAGGGAGAGAGGGAGAGAUGGUGUGUGUACGAGUUAAAUUUUGCUCCUUGAAUUCUUUAGCUAUAAUGGUAGUGUUCUUCUUGAAUCGUGAGUUGAGCCACUUGGCUGAUUUACAUUCCAUGCUUGACCGAGGACUAUGUGGUGAAUCGUCCCCAUUGCAAGUGGUGCUUGUUAUGUGUACUAUGUCUGUUGCUUCUUCCUUCAUCAUCCUUCGGAUCAUCAAUCCAUAGCUGGAGUCGCUCCACGGAUAUACACACCUCGACAAGCAGUCGCAUCAUGUGAUCACAUCUGAAGAAUCAUCCCCACGUGGCGGAUCAGUGCGAGGUGGCAUGAAUCGACACUGCCACGUGGUGGAUGCAUGCAUGUCGUGUAUUCUUUCUGCUUGCUUCCGUCUGCAUGCAAAUGAUCUGGGAGAUGACAAAAGGAAUAGGGAGCCCGAUUCGGAGAGUUUAAACUGUGAAGCAAGCAAACCAGAAAUUAAGGAAGUGAGGGAGGUCCAUGUGGCCAUGUGCUGCAGAGAAGCGUGACCGGGACAUCACAUGGAAGGGCACUCUCGCACUUGAACCCAGUCUUGAUUAUGGCCCCGCAUUCAGUAAAAAGAAGAAGUUCUAGUGUGAGGUUCUAGUGUGAGUAUGCCCUCUAAGUGGUCAUGGGGAUUGUGUUGGUGAAGACUGAAAGGCCAGUGGGACAAUGGGACAUUGUCAAGUUCCAAGUCAAUGUCCCGAUUUCUCUGGGAGGGAAAGGAGCAAGCUCCGAGAGCUUAAGGAGAGAGCUUAGGCUCUUUUCUGUGAAACUGCACUGGCAAUGUGGCACCCGGGUUUGUGGACAUGGAUAUAAUGCAUAUGCGUACCUAACAUCUCUGAUUUCUGUGAGAUUACUGUGGAAGUACUAUCAGAUUCUGAAACCUACUCGCAUCCGAUCGUAAUGCACAGGCAUGUGAAUGGUUCUAGCUUCGAUAAUAUUGUUUCAGAAGGAAGUAUGCAUGGCAUCGCCAAGGAUAGCAUGGCAUCACAUUGCAUGGCAGGACAUGACACGAGUUGGCGAUCCGCUAAACAAAGCAUCUAGUUUCAA